This is a messenger RNA of Lachancea fermentati, 1557 nucleotides long. The record is from the annotation of a GenBank genome assembly. NCBI's taxonomy places the organism in Eukaryota, Fungi, Ascomycota, Saccharomycetes, Saccharomycetales, Saccharomycetaceae.
AUGGUCCAUGAAGAAUUGGAACCAAAACACGACGAAGAUGUACGUUUCGUAACGUUCAAUGUAAACGGUUUACGCACGUUAUUUAAUUACCAUCCAUUCAGUGCAAUGGAAAGAUCUUUAUCUCGGGUAUUUGAUUAUUUCAAGUCAGAUAUCAUAACCUUCCAAGAGCUGAAGACAGAUAAACACUCCUUAACAAAAUGGGGUAAAGUCGAUGGUUUCUAUUCAUUUAUCUCUCUUCCCAAAACUAAGAAGGGAUACUCUGGUGUAGGAUGCUGGGUAAGAAUUCCACGCGCAGACGACCCAAUGUUUGGGAAACUUACUGUCGUUAAGGCAGAAGAAGGCAUCACUGGUUGGUUAAAGGUGAAAAUCGGAAACGAAAUGAUAAGAUAUAAAGAUGACGAGUCCCAGGGAAUUGGUGGCUAUGAGUCUCUUGGAAUACAAAAUGAGAGUGAGGCAAUGGAUUUGGAUUCUGAAGGACGAUGCGUGAUGGUUGAGCUUGCUUGUAACUUGGUCGUCAUUUGUACUUAUUGUCCAGCUAACUCGUCGUUAACAGAUGAAGGGGAAGUCUUCCGUUUGAAAUAUUUAAAAGUGCUCUUUAGAAGAAUACGGAAUUUACAUUUGAUGGGAAAAGAGGUCGUUCUAAUGGGCGAUAUAAAUGUUUGCCGGGACCUGAUAGAUCAUGCAGAGAGUUUGGAGAAAGCACAGAUCAGUCUGAACAAUCUUAAAAGUGGGACAGAAAUCGAGAAACAGAAUGUCCAAAAGGUGAAAGAGUUCAUUUACAAUCCUUCUAGGCCUGCGAGACGUAUCUUGAAUGAAAAUCUGGCCGAUUCGGUACUGCAGGAUUUAUCUGAGCAUGGAGAGCUUGUUGAUACAACGAGAGUUUUACAAGGUAGAAGUCGUCUUAAGAUGUACACCGUAUGGAAUACGUUGAAAAAUUCAAGGCCCAUCAACUACGGUUCCCGCAUUGACUUUAUUUUGGUUUCCUCCCGAAUGAAGAGUGAAGUGAGGCAGGCAAAUAUCUGGCCACAAAUAAUGGGAUCAGAUCACUGUCCUGUUUUUGCGGAUCUAAGACUAAAUAAAUCAGCUGUCAUUGCGUCAGGUCUUCUACCUAGAUUCGAAGCUAGAUACAAGUACAACUUGAAUCAAGGCGAUAUUCUCAGCAUGUUUUCAAAGUCUAUGAAAAAGAAUCCGCCCCUUUCGCAACCUAGUCCAAAGAGUAAAGUGACGAAGAAGUCAAUGAAACAACCAAGAGAUAUACAAACGGCACUUAUGUCCAACCCAGAAUUGGAAGGCCACCUCCAUAAUGAUGCUCAGAAAACGUCAAGAAGAGAGGACAGAAAAUCUAAAGUACUCAAUACCAAGGGCUAUGGUGAGAGCUCAAAUGAAAUAAUUAAGAAAAUGUUCGGAAAGCCGCCAUUAUGUAAACAUGGUGAAGAAGCUAUUUUAAGAACGUCGAAAACCAACCAUAACCCAGGAAAAAGGUUUUGGAUUUGCAAUAGACCAAAGGGAGAGGCCAAAGAUAAAAGUUCCUCGUGUGAUUUCUUCCAAUGGAAAUAG